Agrilus planipennis (emerald ash borer) is the source of this 3624-nucleotide messenger RNA. RefSeq names its product zinc finger protein 845. Bases 128 to 3496 code for a protein of 1122 amino acids. Gene Ontology annotation, cellular component: nucleus. The record is from RefSeq and is a predicted model, not a curated record. Gene Ontology annotation, biological process: regulation of transcription by RNA polymerase II. Gene Ontology annotation, molecular function: RNA polymerase II cis-regulatory region sequence-specific DNA binding; DNA-binding transcription activator activity, RNA polymerase II-specific. Lineage: Eukaryota; Metazoa; Arthropoda; Insecta; Coleoptera; Buprestidae. The transcript has 7 exons.
CGGGAAAGUUCGGAAGUUUACGCGAUCCAUUACGGCGUCACGAUAACGAGUCGCUCAUGACAUUUUCGCGUUUUCGUGCUAAAAAGUGCAGCUUUUCAUCAAGAAAAACACCAAUUUCCAAAACAUAAUGGAUGACAACUACGAAGACGAUGCCCACUACUGUCUGAAGUGCCAUUCCACAAUAAUUGGCCUAGAUAACUACGUUAACCAUCGCAAACUUCUCUGUAACAAAACCACUCCCCAGCUCCUUUCAGCCGACGAAGGUCCUAUUACAUUGAAAGCGGACGACUUCUUUUCUUCUUUGGAAUUGCAGAGCAGUUCGAAGAAGGUUUCUCAUACCGCCACCAAUUCAAAAACCAGCGGAAUAUUUACCAGGAGCAAAACUCUCGCAGCUCUUCACGGCAAUAACGCGUCCACUAAAGAUUGCUCCACAUCCCCCACGCUUCAAAAAAAUAAUACUGAAAAUAACUCCUGGGUAGAAGAGAGCAAAGAAAGGGAAAAGAAAAAUAUCGUUAACAAAGAUUGCGAUACAGAUGAAAGCGACGGAGAAUCUGUCGAUUUAGUAUGCGAGGAUGAUGACUCAGAUGAAGACGACGAGGAAGAGGAAUAUGCAAAUGUACCACCAAAAUCGUUCACCGGAGGAAAAUGGAAACCUCGCUCCCCUAUCCAAUGGUACGGGGUUCAAAAUCAAAACGAUGACAGAGAAUGGAAUCCGCCUCCUCCGAAUUAUACAGGAGGAAAAUGGAAACCCGUUCACUACUUCUCCAAUAAACCAAAAAGUCCUUCGCCUUCAUCGACUGAUUACAAACGACCUAAUCAUCCUGAACCACCACCACCUAAUUACACCAAAGGGAAAUGGAAACCUCCAGUUCUGCCAAGGAAUAAAGAGUAUCAGGAAGAUGAAAAAUGGGACCCGUCUGUUCCGCCACCGUCACAUACUAAAGGUAAAUGGAAACCUACAGUGGAAGUGAAGUCCUCGGCUCCUCCUCCGUCUCAUACAAGAGGCAAGUGGAAACCAAGAGACAGAGAAGAAUUAUGUACCGCAGUCAAUAAAAAAAUCGAGGGAAGGCCGUUUGUGAAAUCUAAUGGACGAAUCCAUUAUUGGUGUGGUCCUUGCAAUAGAAGACUUUCCUCCAAAAUAGUCUACAACAGACACUUAAAAUCUGAACUUCAUCUGAAAAGAACCAACGACGGAGAUCUAGAAGUACUUCCUCGAGUUAAAGAGAAACAGAAAUUGACGAAAAUCAACAAUAAAGUUUCACCCGUUCCUGAAAAAGCGGUAAAAAAAGAACUGUCUGAAAAGCAAAGAAAACGUAAAAAACUUUAUAAACACUGCGACGUUUGUAAAUCUCGCGUUAAUAUGAAAAGCAUCGGAAAACAUCUAAUUUCCCACUACCACUGUCGAAGAGGUGAUCCUGUGGCCCCCGAAACACAACAACUGAUCCUGGACAAUAUCCACAACAUUGUGCUUCAAUGUCCAUUUCAAUGUGCUCCGUGUAAAUUCUAUUGUAAUACCCAAGAAACGUUCUUGAAACACUGGACGUCUUUGUCCCAUAAAACCAAAAAUCAUUCCACCAACGGCUACUUCAACUGCGGAUGCUGCAAAUUCAGUUGCAUCGAAUCGGACGAAAUGCAUCAACAUUUAAUAGGUCAAGAACAUUUAGAAGUUAUUUCUGUUAUAAACGGUUCAGUGCCGAUCGUAAUAAAGCGACUAUCACCAAUCAGUUGCGUGACUUGUGGAGAAGAAUUUCUGUUAAAUAUCCAACUGAGAAAACACUGCGAGAGACUGGGACAUUCAUUCGCCAACACAGCUUCUGAUACAUACCAAAGCAAAUACAAGUGCUCAUCUUGCAACGGUACGUUUAAAUCGGCCAUAGCUCUUCAAAGACACAUGCUCUCGGCUCAUAACACUAGCACAUUUAUAUGUGGCACAUGCUCUGUUACUUUUAAUGACAUCGAAGAAGCAAAGAACCAUAGAAGGACUUGGGAACAUAGGCAGAAAGUUUUGGAAAAACGACAGAAGCAAACCAAAGAUGGGAGCGAUCGAAAAGAAUGUCAUUUCUGUUCCAAAGUAUUCAGUUCGUUUUCGGAAAUGAAGGAACAUCAAAAGGUCGAGCAUCCAGAUAUAAAACACAGUUGUCCUUACUGUGGGAAAAGUUUUACAAUCCCCCAGGACCUAACAGUCCACAUCAGGACAAAAGCCUGUUCCUUUACAGACACCGAAGACAAAGAACACACAUGUAAACAAUGUCCUUUCAAAACCGACUCCAUGUCAGAUUUUCUCUUCCAUAACGCUCUUCACACCGAACCCCUCAUUCUCUAUCCGGAAGAAGAACAUUCCCAACAAGCCCACAAGAAACCCAUCGAACAGUACAAGUGUCCCGUGUGCGAGAAGUUUUAUCCCAAGUCAUCCCUAUUGGGUCAUCUCAGAUUGCAUACCUCAGAAAGACCUUACGCCUGCAAAAUAUGCCGUGCAAGUUUCGCCAGGAAGAACAAUCUUCUCUACCAUAUGAAGAAACACACAAAGAAAGAUAUGGCAGGAGAUUUAAAGGAGAAAACUGGAGAUGGAGAAAAAUCGAGGCUGCACUUGUGUUCUGCCUGCGGAGCCAGCUUCCGGAAACGGUCCAUUCUCCAGCAGCACAUGACUCGUCACACGGGAAAGUUGUACAGAUGUCCCCGAGAAAACUGUGUCUUUUCAGCACGGACUCCGGGAGAAUUAAAACCCCAUUUAGUAACGCACGAAGAGAAAAAACCUUUCAGUUGCGAAUUGUGCGAUUACAAGGGAAAAACGAAGCAACAGUUACUUAGACAUCUAACUCUGCACGACUCGCACAAGAAAUUCCACUGUUCGCAGUGUUCUUUUUCGACUCGAUUUGCAUCUCACCUGAGGAGACACCUGAGACUUCAUACCGGCGCCAAACCGUUCACGUGUCCACAUUGCGAAUACAAAUGCAACACUUUGGAAAAUCUACGAAGACAUAUCCUGUCAACAACCAAACACGCUGGGAAAUAUAUAUACGAGUGUAGAUUUUGCAACAUUUUUCAGACAAAUUUUGCAAAGGAUUACAAGGUUCAUCUAGUCAGCGCACAUUCCGAUAAAUUUGUUUCGACAAAUGAAGCUAUCACAUACAUUGCGGGUAUUUAUCAAUCGGAAAAUGACACAUCAUCGUUUCACGUCGUUUUGGACGACCCAAAGGGCCAGGGCUCUGCUGAGAAAGAAUCCCUUCAAGAAAGUACGCAAUCAGUUUCACAACAAACUUGUGGAACCAACGAUUUGGGACCUGCUAUACUUUUAACAUCAGUGUCUGGACAAGAUGCGAAUGAGCAUAAAAUUCAAGAUGAACUUUUUUCCAUGUUUAUUGUAUCCAAGGACGUCGUAAGGGUUGAAAAUAUGACUGAAUCAUGGAUAAUGGAAGAAAAUUAUGACGUCGAAGAAGCCGGCGUUUUAAUACCUUUCCAAUCAGAAGGAGACUCGUUAUUUAACGAACAUUUUUAAUUUUAUUAGAUAAUUAGGAACUAAGUUGAAUUGCAUUCUUUUUGUAAGUCGUGCUUACAUACAAUAGGACAAUAUUUUUAGGAUAAGUAAAUAUAUUAAUCUUUUUAUAAUGUAUUAAAUUUAAACAC